Knipowitschia caucasica is the source of this 261-nucleotide messenger RNA. Lineage: Eukaryota; Metazoa; Chordata; Actinopteri; Gobiiformes; Gobiidae. The record is from the annotation of a GenBank genome assembly.
AUGUGCCGCUGUGUGCAAGACUUUUGUGCUGCAGCAAAUGCGGUGUUGGUCCCAGCGCAGAUCCGUUGUCCUACUGAGGAGAAAUUCAGGGAGAUUGCUGCCUACAACGAGAACAGAUGGGGGGUCCCACACUGUAGUGGGUUUCUGGUCCUGAAGUCUGAGAAGAAUGUGACUCUAAACGCCCGGAAUGACCAGGGCCAACUGACGGGGCAGCUCACCGUGGGUAAGUCCUGCAACAGACAAGACCGAGACCGAGGCUGA